Molecule: messenger RNA, 1500 nt
Organism: Salvelinus namaycush (lake trout)
Lineage: Eukaryota; Metazoa; Chordata; Actinopteri; Salmoniformes; Salmonidae
Product: vegetative cell wall protein gp1-like
Exons: 4
Coding region: 1-1500 (499 amino acids)
Source: RefSeq, a predicted model, not a curated record
AUGAGCUCCGAGGCGGUAUACAUCCCAGCCACCCAGCCCCACAGCCCCCCAGCCACCCAGCCCCACAGCCCCACAGCCCCCCAGCCACCCAGCCCCACAGCCCCCCAGCCACCCAGCCCCACAGCCACCCAGCCCCACAGCCCCCCAGCCACCCAGCCCCACAGCCCCCCAGCCACCCAGCCCCACAGCCCCACAGCCACCCAGCCCCACAGCCCCCCAGCCACCCAGCCCCACAGCCCCCCAGCCACCCAGCCCCACAGCCACCCAGCCCCACAGCCCCACAGCCACCCAGCCCCACAGCCACCCAGCCCCCCAGCCACCCAGCCCCACAGCCCCCCAGCCACCCAGCCCCACAGCCACCCAGCCACCCACCACCCAGCCACCCAGCCCCACAGCCCCCCAGCCACCCAGCCCCACAGCCCCCCAGCCACCCAGCCCCACAGCCCCCCAGCCACCCAGCCCCACAGCCCCACAGCCACCCAGCCCCACAGCCCCACAGCCCCCCAGACACCCAGCCCCACAGCCCCACAGCCACCCAGCCCUAGAGCCACCAAGCCCCAUAGCCCCACAGCCACCCAGCCCCACAGCCCCAUAGCCACCCAGGCCCAGAGCCCCACAGCCACCCAGCCCCACAGCCACCCUGCCCCAGAGCCCCACAGCCUCCCAGCCUCCCAGCCCCAGAGCCCCACAGCCACCCAGCCCCACAGCCACCCAGCCCCACAGCCACCCAGCCACCCAGCCCCACAGCCCCACAGCCCCCCAGCCACCCAGCCCCACAGCCCCACAGCCCCCCAGCCACCCAGCCCCCCAGCCACCCAGCCCCACAGCCCCACAGCCCCCCAGCCACCCAGCCCCACAGCCCCCCAGCCCCUGAGCCCCACAGCCACCCAGCCCCACAGCCCCCCAGCCACCCAGCCCCACACCACCCAGCCCCACAGCCCCCCAGCCACCCAGCCCCACAGCCCCCCAGCCACCCAGCCCCACAGCCCCACAGCCCCACAGCCACCCAGCCCCACAGCCCCACAGCCCCCCAGACACCCAGCCCCACAGCCACCCAGCCCUAGAGCCACCAAGCCCCAUAGCCCCACAGCCACCCAGCCCCACAGCCCCAUAGCCACCCAGGCCCAGAGCCCCACAGCCACCCAGCCCCACAGCCACCCUGCCCCAGAGCCCCACAGCCUCCCCGCCUCCCAGCCCCAGAGCCCCACAGCUACCCAGCCCCACAGCCACCCAGCCCCACAGCCACCCAGCCACCCAGCCCCAGAGCCACCCAUCCACCCGGCCCCAGAGCCACCCAGCCACCCAGCCCCACAGCCACCCAGCCCCACAGCCACCCAGACAUCCCCACAGCCAACCAGCUACCCACCCACCCAGCUACUGCAGUCCCACAGCUCCUCAGCCACCCAGCCACCCAAACCCCUCAGCCACCCAGCCCCACAGCCACUGCAGCCCCACAGCAGGUUGGAGCUGGAGAUGGGUUGUCUCCAUAAAUAUGACUGA